AGUGAACCCAGAUCUGUCAAUGGAUCAAUAAAAUAUUUCUGCUCUCUUUAAUUUUCUCGAGUUGUUCAAAUGAUAAGUCGUUUCCGUUCAAUUAUUUAUAGUUCUUCUGGCUAGUCCGGUCCAUGUGUAAGGCAUGGAAAAGGAUGGCAUUUUCUCUUUUCAAUAAAAGACGAAAUCGAGAGAAAAGGGAUAAUCAAACAAACAGAGACGCGCACAACAAAUAAACAAACACAAAAAAGACCGCACGGCUAAUCAUAGACGACUAAACUUUGACUCCCGUCAUAACCAGAUCACACAUCAGUACAGCCUCGUCCCAUGUUCAACUAUUGAUAAAAAUGUUGGCAAGACGGUACUGGGUUCCUACUAAUGUACUACUACUGCUAGUGAUCUGCUGCACAAACAUAUCCAAAGCCCAGAACAUUACUCACUGUACUUCUUCAUGUGGUGAUAUUCAUAACAUCAGCUUUCCUUUUCGACUGGAAACAGAUCCCCAGAACUGUGGAGAUUACAGAUUCGAGCUUGCAUGCCAGAAUAAUCGUACCGUAAUAAGUUUGGAGUCAAGGAAAUAUUACGUGCGGGAAAUCAACUAUGAUAAAUACUUGAUCAGAGCAAUUGACCCUGAUUUACGGCAUCACCAGAUUAGCAGCAACUGCACUAAUCUUCCGAAAUACUUGGAUAUGUUAGCUCCUGCCACCUCAACUUUUCUGGAUGUUGGUUUGAAUAUUCCCAUUGUUUAUUUCAAUUGUUCAGCCCCUGCAGAAUUUCCCCGCUAUGUGGAAACAACUUUCUGUAGUUCACAGAACAAGACUUCUUAUUCUCAGAGUCAUAGCUAUGUCGCUAUUGGACAGGACAUGCCGGUUUCAGAUUUGGCAGAGAAUUGCAGCGUUAAAAUGGUUACCUGGGGUUCGGCUCAAGGGCUUUCAGGGGACAAUACUUCUCUAUCGAGCAUUCGUGCUUCCCUGACUUAUGGUUUUGAUCUUUCUUGGAAAGCUACCUACUUGUGCAGAGAAUGUGAUGUGGGUAUCUGUUCUGUUGAGGGCGAAUGCGACAGUUCCUGCUACCUUUUGAUGAAGCGAAUUCCCCUCCCUUGUGGCAUUUCCCUCGAUGGAAUUAAUGCAGUAGUACUUUCCGUAUUGUCUAUAGCUUCAUUUCUGGUUUUUCGAUUUCUCUGUGGAUUCAUUUUCCUGAUAGCCUUAAUAGUGUAUAGAUUGAGAAGACGACACUUAUCUAUAUAUCAAUCAAUAGAAGACUUCCUGCAAAUCCAGAGCAACCUCUUGCCAAUUAAAUACUCCUAUUAUGAGAUUAAGAAGAUGACUAAUAAAUUCAAGGAGAAACUAGGAGAAGGAGCCUAUGGAACUGUCUUUAAAGGAAAGCUGCGUAGUGGUCCUUUCGUUGCAGUGAAGAUGAUGCACAAAUCUAUGGCGUGUGGGCAAGAGUUUAUCAAUGAAGUUUCCACCAUUGGAAGGAUUCACCAUGUUAAUGUCGUGCAGCUUGUUGGAUUCUGUGUUGAGGGCUCAAAGCGUGCUCUGCUAUAUGAGUUCAUGCUCAACGGUUCCUUAGACAAGUACAUUGUUCCGCAAGAAGGAACUGUUUCCUUGACUUACAAGCAAAUGUUCGACAUAUCUCUUGGAGUGGCCCGUGGAAUUGAUUAUCUACAUCGGGGUUGUGACAUGCAGAUCUUACAUUUUGAUAUUAAGCCUCACAACAUUCUUCUUGAUGAAAAUUUCAACCCAAAAAUAUCUGACUUUGGGCUUGCGAAAUUGUACCCAACAGAUGAUAGUAUUGUCAGUCUAACUGCAGCAAGAGGGACACUAGGUUACAUGGCUCCCGAGUUGUUUUACAAAAAUAUUGGAGGAAUCUCACACAAAGCCGAUGUUUAUAGUUAUGGCAUGUUGUUGAUGGAAAUGGCAGGUCGAAGGAAGAACAUGAACCAAUUCGCAGACCACUUAAGCCAAAUUAACUUUCCUACCUGGGUAUACGACCAAUUCAGUGUUGGAAAUGAUAUAGAGAUGCAGGAUGCUAGCGAGGAAGAUAGGAGGAUGGUAAAGAAAAUGAUGAUUGUGGCUUUAUGGUGCAUACAGAUGAAGCCUACUGAUCGUCCUGCCAUGAACAAAGUUGUUGAAAUGCUUGAAGGAGAUGAAGAUGUCCUACAAAUGCCCCCAAGGCCUAAUGCUGGGGGUGUUAUUGACACAAUAAGAGUAUCCAGCGAUGUCUAGGUGGCUAACUUACCAGGUCGUGCAGACCAUGGUCAUAAUGUACUUAAAACUUUUUCUCUUUAGCUGGUGAUUGACCUUUUCGAGGAUAACAUCAUUGCUGUAAUUGUUAUUUCGAGAAAAUGAAUGCGAUCUUGAUUUCUAA
Lycium barbarum (goji berry) is the source of this 2358-nucleotide messenger RNA. RefSeq names its product rust resistance kinase Lr10-like. The transcript has 4 exons. The record is from RefSeq and is a predicted model, not a curated record. Gene Ontology annotation, molecular function: ATP binding; protein kinase activity; polysaccharide binding. Gene Ontology annotation, biological process: protein phosphorylation. Lineage: Eukaryota; Viridiplantae; Streptophyta; Magnoliopsida; Solanales; Solanaceae. The coding region runs from base 336 to 2216 and encodes 626 amino acids.